Molecule: messenger RNA, 2798 nt
Organism: Galeopterus variegatus (Sunda flying lemur)
Lineage: Eukaryota; Metazoa; Chordata; Mammalia; Dermoptera; Cynocephalidae
Product: protein Jumonji-like
Exons: 6
Coding region: 78-1046 (322 amino acids)
Biological process (GO): chromatin remodeling
Cellular component (GO): nucleus
Molecular function (GO): histone demethylase activity
Source: RefSeq, a predicted model, not a curated record
CGACAGUUCUAGGUGACUGUCUGGGUCACUGUGCUGCCGGGCCGUGAGGCCACUUUGUGCGCCUGUGCCUGAGGAAGAUGGAGUUGGGCCUGGCGUGUGCAGAGGGGUCUCGUCGAGUCUCUGCUUGUGCCCCAUAUUCCCAAUGUCCCAGGUAUUGCAUUCCUGCUGAGGAGGAGAACAAGCUGGAGGACGUGGUGCACACCCUGCUGCAAGCCAACGGCACCCCAGGGCUGCAGAUGCUGGAGAGCAAUGUCAUGAUCUCCCCGGAGGUGCUGUGCAGAGAGGGGAUCAAGGUGCACAGGACCGUGCAGCAGAGCGGCCAGUUCGUCGUCUGCUUCCCGGGAUCCUUUGUGUCCAAAGUGUGUUGUGGCUACAGCGUCUCUGAAACUGUGCACUUUGCUACCACCCAGUGGACAAGUAUGGGCUUUGAGACUGCCAAGGAGAUGAAGCGUCGCCAUAUAGCUAAGCCAUUCUCCAUGGAGAAGUUACUCUACCAGAUUGCACAAGCAGAAGCAAAAAAGGAAAAUGGGCCCACUCUCAGUACCAUCUCAGCCCUUCUGGAUGAGCUCAGGGACACGGAGCUGCGGCAGCGCAGGCAGCUGUUCGAGGCUGGCCUCCACUCCUCGGCACGCUAUGGCAGCCACGACAGCAGCAGCGCCAUGCCGGAUGCGAAGAAAAAGCCUCGAAAGUGGCUGCAGCUGGAGACCUCAGAGAGGAGGUGUCAGAUCUGCCAGCACCUGUGCUACCUGUCCAUGGUGGUUCAGGAGAAUGAAAACGUCGUGUUCUGCCUGGAGUGUGCCCUGCGCCACGUGGAGAAACAGAAGUCCUGCCGAGGGCUGAAGCUCAUGUACCGCUAUGACGAGGAACAAAUUAUCAGUCUGGUCAAUCAGAUCUGUGGCAAAGUAGCUGGUAAAAACGGCAGCAUUGAGAACUGUCUCAGUAAACCUACACCAAAAAGAGGCCCCCGCAAGAGAGCGACGGUGGACGUGCCGCCCUCCCGGCUAUCAUCCUCCAGUUCAUCCAAAAGUGCUUCGAGCUCAUCAUGAAGAUGCCAACACCCAUGGUCGAUUUAUAUAUAUUUUUUUGUAAUUAUAUUCUAGUUUGGAGUACAUGCUGUAGGAUACAAGCUGUCUUUGCACUAGCUCUAAAGAAGAUUUUCUUCUGGUUUUAGAGAACUAAUUUUGUUUUAGCAUUAAACUGUUGAACUUUUUUUUGUACUUAGAAUACCUAGAUACUGCAGUCAGAUUUUUGAAACUGCCGUAUAUUCACUGUUUUAAAAACCCUUGAGGGGCGUAUUAAUUUGUAUUGCCCCCAUGGCUGACGAAAGCCUUUUUGUUUUGUUUUUUGUUUUUGUAACUGUUGGGGAAAAAAGGCUUUUUAACCCAUUUUUGAAGAGGGUGAAGUUUGGAGAACAAAUUUUAAAACCAUCAGUCAUGUGAGCAGAUUUUUCUAGAUCGGAAAAGGGAUAGGAGACACAGAAAAAAACUUGAAAAGAAAUGGCUUUACUUUGGCUGUCUUUUCUUCUGUCAUGUGCAAGAUGAGUUUGUAAUUUUAAAACCGGAGAGCCCCCGUUUUGUUUCUUUGGGCGGUUAUGGCAGCUGAAGGUGGACGGUGUUUCCUGACCACAGGCAACAUGCGGAGGUUGGAGUGACUAGGUUCUCUCUACCAGCACAUCACUAUGCACCUGUCGAAGGGGAAGGAAGAGCGAGAGGAAGGAGGAAAGACUGCCUGCCUUGGAGGGGUCACGUGGGGAGACCUGUGCCUGAUUUCAUUAGGAAAUCAUUCUGUUAUUUUUUGGUGCUGUUGGCUACUUUAUCAAAAAAACCCUUCAAUAGCAUCCUUAAGGAAAAAAAAAAAAAAAAAGGAAAAAAGGGAUUGAUUGAAGCCACAAAGGCUUCUUGGUCAUCGACGUGCAAUCUUUCUACAUUCCGUCUUCAUCUCACUGCUUCUGUCUCACACCUUCACACGUCAGCAUUAAUCGUUCUGUGCGUCUGUUUCGUUACGAUCACAUUCAGAGCCACUAGGAGGUCUGCAGUUCUUUUUGAAUGUGAAGAUGCAUUUGCGCUCAUCUUGUCUAUUUUUUCUCUUCAUGUUGUAACAAAAAGAAAAAAAAGAAAAAAAAGAAUCCCAUCCCUUUUGUACAUACGCCUGUAAAUUGUUUUAAAUACUUGAGCCUUUUUCUCGGUGGGGGGUGGGGAGGGGUGAGGAGACAAGAUGAAGAAAAGCCUUACAUUUCAGUUUCUUCAUCGGUUGGAUUGGAUGCUUACAGGGUUUUUCUUGUAACAUUUAUAAGUGCUGCUUACAUCACUGAACAACAACAACAAAAUAAUAAUGGAGUAGCUGUUGCCCUUCUCCGGUUGUGUGUACAGUAUGUGUGGAAUAAAAAAGGGAAACUGUUUUCACAAGCUGUUCUUUGUUUCAUAAUUGGACUCACCAAUCCCGUAGCUACCCAUAUUGCACUGAGCUUGCCAGUGGUGACUGCCAGGAACGUCCUAUGAUCCACUUUGUUGGUUGUUGUUGCAGAAGACUGAACUGUUUUGGAAUAUUUAACAAUUACAUAAACAGAGUCAAGUGUUUUUUCCAAUGUGGUUGUCUGGUUUUUAUGGCCUUGCUGUGUACUUUUCCCUCUUUUUGACAGUAAACUUCUGCCUAUGGCUUACAGUUUGACAUUUAAUUUAUUAGCGCUGCUCUGCACCCCUCCCUGGGGAGGGACGACUUCAUGUGGUUUAUUGCCAGUUUUUUGUUUACUUUUCAGGUUUGUACUACAAGGUUUAAUAAUAAAAACAAAGUUUUUUGGA